Solenopsis invicta (red fire ant) is the source of this 16934-nucleotide messenger RNA. Its product is annotated as agrin. Lineage: Eukaryota; Metazoa; Arthropoda; Insecta; Hymenoptera; Formicidae. Gene Ontology annotation, biological process: cell differentiation; multicellular organism development. The transcript is spliced from 28 exons. The coding region runs from base 2730 to 9656 and encodes 2308 amino acids. Gene Ontology annotation, molecular function: calcium ion binding; protein binding. The record is from RefSeq and is a predicted model, not a curated record.
CUCCUUUAUUUAGAAUUGAUAAUUCAAUAAAUCUAAAUUGAGCUAUAAUUUUGUUGCUGUUUUUACCCGUGUAGUUGGUAUUAUUAGAAACAACGUUAGAGUCCUUGUCUCGUCAGAAAUCUCAUUAGAAACUAUAUUAUAUUACUUUGUUGAAUCAACUCGGUUAUUUUACGUAAUUUACUAUUCUAUAUUUCUUUUCGAGAAAAUAUCAGAAUAUCUCGCUACUGGAAACGGCACGAAUGUAUAUCGUGAGGAACGGAAAAUUAAAAUCCGAUAAGUUCUAAAUUCAAUGCUAGAAAUCCGUUAUUGUCGAUCCACUAUUCGCUAAUCCAUCGGAUGAACUGUGCGAUUGAAUACUCUGUAGAGAACAAACGUGAAGAACGUUGAUUAAAGAAACCGAUCUCUCGACAAUUUUAAUUUUUCAAUUGUGGAAACGUUAUUCAUAAAUACAUGUCAAUUUCCGGCGUUACUCAUUUUUAUGUGAAUCGAUCUAUCGAUACGCAGUCUAAAUUUUUUAACGUGUAUCACACUCGUUCGGGCAUUACGGAACGCGCUUAACAAGAAUGCCGGUAACGAAUCAAGAAACGUUACGAUCAAGAGCGUAUCAUCGAUCGCAAUAAUCCCUCUUGAAUGAAAGAAACGCUCUGCAUGCCAUCAUAUCAAUUUAUCGAUGUCGUCUCGAUAUUAGUCCUCUCGCUCGCGUCGCGCCUCGCCUGUGUGCACCGUAGAACGAGAGAGUACCGAGUGGCAGGUAGCGAGUGCAACGAAUACCACCGUCGGCCGAUUCACCUGGCGCAAGCGCGUCGCACUCGCCUCGCACCCACCCUCUACGCCCCCGCGCCACCCCUGUCCCCGAGGGAGAGCCGACGGAGACGGCGGACUCGUUCGACGAAGACGAGUCGAGUUUCGGGUGCGGGGUCGACUGACAGCCAAACCGUGCUUCAGUCGGCCGGCGAACUCGCGUGCCGAGCCUUCGCGCGUCCGCUUCGACGUUCCUCCCUCUUUCUCUCUCUCUUCUCCUGUCUCUCUUUUUCUCGUCGCCCGCCCUUCGGUGCAUCCGGAGCGUGUUCGCGGUAUACCGGCGCGUACCGAACGUGCCGGACGUUUCGCGUCCCGAUCGGUCGUCGCGCGGUUCGUUCGACGUCUCGCCAACCGGGAAGUUCGUCCCUCGAGGAAUGAAGAAGCCUCCGGGUGCCCCGUCUUGAGGUGGAUCGUGGAUAUUGACGGCGAGCGAGCGCCGUUCGCUGGAAUAAGGAUGUUUCUCCGCCGCGAUGUCGAGCGUCCUAUGGAGCCAUUCUCGCGGACGAUGACCUGACUCGGGAACUCGUCGGGUGAAUAGUGCACGAAGUGGGAUUCGAGGAAGUGAUUGUGCAGUGCGCGCGCGAUGUUCAGGUCGUCGUACGGUGCUCGAAAAUAUCUCCGGCCGGUGGACGUAGUCGAUUGAACGUCGGCGGCGAACGUAAAUGUUUCCGCGAGGCUCUACUAAAUUACUCCGAACGACAACGUGAAUAGUACUGGAAUCGUGCAUUGAUGCACCGCCGAGACUCGUCGGGUAUCGAAAUAGUAAAAAAUUUCCCCUAUAUCUCGAGUGGCAUCCAAUCGACGAAAGUAACGUAUCGACUAAAAGCCGAAGAAGUAUUAUGAAAGAUUAGGACAUUGCAAUUCAGGGUUUACCCGAAAGCGGAUAAUUGGCAAACUUUUGCGGAGAACAUAUCGGCGAUCCGAGAGGGAUAGAAAAAAAAUUGCUCAUCACGAUCUAUCACUUGCUCCGUCACGUACGAGAUUAAGCAAGCUCCCGGUCAGCAAGUCCAGGACGCGGGUACGUGACGAGUCAUCCGUGAAAACAUAUCAGUGAAAUAUCAGUGAGGUGGUGCAUCACGAUCCACCGAGAUUCGUCACGUAUCAUAUUGGUAAUAUUCUUGGCAAAAGCUUCCGCGCUUCCGGUGAAGCCGUUCGACAAGCGUGUCGUUAAUUCGAGUAACCCCGGCGUGAUCACGGAAGAUCUAAGAGGUGAGCGGAGAGAGAUCGGCGAGAACGUGCGUGACAAAAUCGUUCAGCGACAUAUCCGUGAGUCGUUCUUCCUCUUUACAAGCGGGCAACAUAUCAUCUUCGUCACGAGAAAUGUAAUAUAGUGCCACGCGCGAGUUCUCGUGAGCUUUACGAGCGCGUGGGAUCGAUAGUCGCCCGCGAUAGCCAUCGUUUUCCCGACCGCCUGCAUUGUUUCGCUGGCUGGGGAAAAAAAAUAUGCCAUCUCCCGGUACGAGUGUACGACGCUGUGACACGGCGGCCUGUGCAGCAGCAGCAAGUAGUAGAAGCGAGCAUUAGUUCGCCCGAUCCGACGUGCGACUCGAUGCGACGAUCGGACGAACGUCGCGGACAGGACUCGCAGUUUUGUUAAUGGUGUACAAGUUAAUGGCAUACGUUCGAAAGGAUUUCUUUUUGCACGUUGCAAAGGACCAGUAUUGAUUGGAAUUCAAUCUUUGCCACGGUGUAGUGCGGGUGAAACGUUCGACUGAAUGAGAAUGCGAGGAUCGAAGCUCGUUAAUUAAAGGUCGACGGGAGUCGAGAAGAGAAGCGCGAACCACCAGGUGUAGUUGUAUUCACUAACCCCGCGAAGAAUCCGCUACUAACACAAAAAUGCACUCCUAACUAACCUACGCGACGGACUCCGAUCACCGCUGUCAUCGACGGCGGAUCAUCUCGCGGAACGAUCAUGCGAAUCCCCGAAAAUGCGCAGGACCAGCAGCAACGGCCUCAAGCUCGACCUGACGGAGAACACGCCAGGUAGCUCGUUGUCGCGGCUGCCGAAUCUGGUCGAGCAUGCGGAGGCAUUGUCCGCCGGAACCGGUGAGAAUUUGAGUAGCAAAUUGCCUAACGUGGUCGAGGGCUCGAUGGACUAUGGUAACGAGCGAAGGUCCUCCCGUUACCUGGAGUACCAAGAGAUCAAGUCCUACCAGGACCCCCAGUCAUCCGCCUCGGCGGCGCCAGUCUACGAAGGGGCCUACCACGAUCAGUCGAGAGGAUACCGAAAUUAUGAUCGUAAGGCAGGCGUUGGCUUCGAUCGGGAGAAUCUCGAGAGAUAUGACAAUAGGAUCUACCCGGAGGAUGGGCUAAGAUAUGGCACCGAUCGUCGCGUGGAACGCACCUAUCAGGAAUCAGACCUGGAUGCGCCUUACGAUCGAAACGAUGCGCAAAAGCUUAGCAGGGCUUAUCCGGAGCUCCGGGAUCCCAGCAGGCGGUACUCGCGCGACUUGACUGACUAUGAAUACGCGUCGCGCUACGCCGAGGAGACGUUGAAGUUGGAGCCCAAAAAGGACCACCAUCACCAUCAUCCGGGUAAGAUCUACGAACCAGCCUCCUCCAAAGGUUACGAAUCGGGCGUAAAGACUCACGAUUCCGCUUACGAUUUGGGCACCUGCGCCGGACAACAGGAGCCACCAGCUAGACAGUAUGAGAGCAAAUAUCACUCGGUCAGCAAGAUGUAUGGCACUCUACCCAGGUAUGAGAGUAGCAAGUCCUACGAGCCGACCUACGAGUCCAGACCCACCUUUGAGCCCAAAUACGACGAGCAGUCGUACGAGUGCGGCGGUAAGAGCUACGAGUCCAAGUACGAGCUGACGAGCUCGAAGAGCUAUGAGAGGGGCAAAUAUGAAAGCACCUCAGCGUCCAGAUACCAAGACAAGUCGUACGAUCAGACCUUGAAAAUCGGUGAGCUGGGCUCGUCCUCUUCCGGCGCGUAUGUCAGAAAGCACCAGGAUCAGGAAGAGACUGGCGCCGAGAAGAUGAACGGAUACAGGAAGAAUAAUUUUGAGGCUUACGGGGUUUAUUCGGAUCCCGAGGAUGAUCAUGGCUUCUUGGCGGACAAGAAAGGACCCCAAUACACUUACAAGGGCGUCGUGGUGAAUGUUAGCGGGGAGUCUGCUGUGGUCGAUCAGAAACGUUCUAAGGACAGCAGGCAGACCGAGGUAAUCAGAAGCCCUUGGUGCAGGCCAACGAUACUACUCCUCCUGUUGGUGCUUCUGGUCGUCAUCUUUGUCUUCGUCGCUGGAAUACUGUUGUACUUUAAUUACAUGUCCUACAAGCCGCGCCAUCCCAUUAUCGAGGGUAAGGAUCUAAAUUUCGCCAGUAAUAACGCGGAACCCUGCGAGAAGACCUAUUGCGCCUGGGGCGCGACGUGCAUCGUUGAGAACGGCAAGGGUCUGUGUCAAUGCCCCACGAAUUGUCCCGUGACUUCCAAUCCCGUCUGCGGCUCCGACGACGUGACCUACACGACCCAUUGUCACCUGCAGCAGACCAGCUGCCAAACUAGGAGGACCAUCAGGGUGAAGCAUCAAGGCGCGUGCGAAAUCAAGGAUCCCUGCGACAAGCUCAACUGCUCGCAAGGUUCGCAAUGUGUGCGAAGCAGGGACGGCAAGGAGGCGAGCUGCAAAUGCUUGCAAUUCUGCCCAAAUUUAGGGGAUCACGAGGGAUCGGGACCUGUCUGUGGUUCGGACGGGAUCGACUAUCCGACGCUGUGCGACCUAAAUCGAGCCGCAUGCGAGAAUCGUACUAACAUCACCGUGGCAUUUCGUGGCAAGUGCGACCCAUGCGGAACCGUCGAGUGCUUGGAACCGGAAAUCUGUCAGCUGGACGGUUCGAGGCAACCGGCCUGUCGCUGCGGGGAACAAUGUGGCGUCGAACUCUCACCGGUUUGCGGAAGCGACGGCAAGACGUAUUCGAACGAGUGCAACCUCCGGCAGGAAGCCUGCCGCUCAAGAUUACCGCUCAAGAAAAUGUACAACGGCGCCUGCAGCUCCGUCGUACGACCGUUCAAUUUUGUAGAACAAAAUCCCUGCGAAGCGGCGAAGUGCAGUUUCUACGAGCAGUGUGCAAUCAAUCGGCAAGGGAUCGCUACAUGCGAGUGUCGUCCCGAGUGCGAGCCAGUAAUGAGACCCGUGUGCGCCCGCGGCGGAACAACCUACACGUCCAUGUGCGAGCUGAAGAGGCAGGCGUGUCUGACGAAGACCAACAUCGAGGUCGCCUACGUCGGCAUAUGCGGCUCCAGAGGACCCUGCUCUGAGAAGGUGUGUCAAUGGGGAGCAAUUUGCGCGGAGAUCAGCGGCAGUGCUGUGUGCGAAUGUCCGACUUGUCCAGCGGAAUUUCAACCCGUAUGCGGCGAUGAUGGCAUCAGCUACAGCAACGAGUGCAAGCUUCGCUUGGAGGCAUGUCAGCAUCGACGGGAGAUACGCGUUCUGUAUCAAGGAUUGUGCAAUGGCUGCGAGAACAAGUUGUGCGAAUUCUACAGCGAAUGCGAAAGCGAUAACGGAGAAGCCAAGUGCGUCUGUCCUUCAAAGUGCGAGACUUUGGUGAAGGAACCUCCGGGGGCGGAAAAAGUUUGUGGAUCUGACGGAGUGACGUACGAUAACGAAUGUGUUUUGAAAAUGGCGUCGUGCACGAGCCAGACCCUCAUCAACGUUUCCUACACGGGUGCCUGUGAAAUGUGCGCGAGGGUGAAAUGCGAUCACGGGGCGCAUUGCGUGGCGGGUGUGUGCGUGUGUCCGAAGGUCUGUCCGGAGAGCAGCGGCGAGCUUGUUUGCGGUAGCGACGCGAAAACUUACCAGUCCGAGUGCGAGCUGCAGCGGGCGGCCUGCGGCAGGGACCCCAAGUUGCCGGCGUUGCACGUCAUAUUUUAUGGAGACUGCACCGAGAGAUUGGCCGCGGCGGCGUUAACGACCAAGUCGACACCCGCGGUGACUCGUGUGGUCACCACCAUCGCAGACGUGACUAGCACGCAGGAGCGCGAGGCGUGCAAGGAUAUUCACUGCGACUUCGAGGCGACCUGCGAGCUCGGCCCGGACAAAUUUCCCAGGUGCAGCUGCAGGUUCGAUUGCGCCUCCAUCUCGCAGGAGAACAUGCGGCCCGUCUGCGGUAGCGACCUCAGAAUCUACUCCUCCCUCUGCGCCAUGAAAAUGGAGGCUUGCCAGAGGCAGCAAGAGCUCAGGCUGCGACCCCUCGAUCUUUGCCAAGGCAUGGAAGUUAAGCCUUGCAACGGCGAUCCUCCACUGGUGGACUCCGAGGGCAAAGAGUACGACUGCGGUAGUGGACCAGAACGCAAAGACUGUCCUAGUAAUAGUUAUUGCCAUCAGACAACGCGAUUUGCUCGUUGUUGCAAGAAAGUUCACGGUAUUCAGGUGGUAAAGUGCGCGGAUUCGUGGCACGGCUGUUGUCCGGAUGGGAAAACCGCCGCGCUCGGCCCAGACGGCGCGGGCUGUCCGAGUUUAUGCGGCUGCAAUCGGCUUGGCAGCGUGUCCGACACCUGCAAUCCGGAAACCGGUCAAUGCGAGUGUAAGCCGGGUGUGGGCGGUCUCAAAUGCGAUAGGUGUAUGCCGGGUUACUGGGGGCUGCCGAAGAUAAGCGAGGGUCAUCAGGGAUGCAUACCAUGCGGCUGUUCGCUGUUUGGUUCCGUCAGAGAGGACUGCGAGCAGAUGACAGGACGUUGCGUCUGCAAGCCUGACAUUCAGGGCCAGAAGUGCACAAUCUGCAACGACCACAACAAGAUACUCACAACCACUGGCUGUUACUCAGCGGACAUGAUACCGCCCAUACCGACAAGCUGCAACGAGCUGGAGUGCUACUCGGGCGGCCACUGCACCGAAAUCGGCGGCGUGCAUUGCGUCUGUCCGUCCGCGUGCCCGGAGGACGUGCCGUCCGUACCGGUGUGCGGCAGUGACGGGCAGACCUACGACAACGAGUGCGAGCUGCGGCUCUACGCGUGCGGCCACCAGGCCGACGUGGUCACGCAGGCCUUCGGCCACUGCAGAGACGAUCCCAUGGUUAAUACGGACUUCCCCGUUAAGAGAUAUACAGCUGUACAGUACACUCAACCAGCGGCCGCCAUUUCUCCAUUGUCCAAAUCCACGCGGCAUCUCUUGGUACCGGAGCCGGACCCAAGAUAUUAUUACACCCACCGAGCUCAUCAAGAAACCAUCACCAUCGACAGAGAUAACUUGAAACACGGAGUGGCUGCAGUGUAUCGACCGACACCGGCGACAAUUCGAGUGGUCACCGCUCUACUAGGUGAUCUCUGCACCGAUGAUAAGGAUUGCACCAUACCGAACAGCGAAUGCUCCAAGGGCGGCUGCAUCUGUUCCGAGGGCUACGCGGAAACCAGCGAUCGGCAGGAAUGCUUCGCUAAUUACGUUCCGGUGACGCCGACUCAGGAAUUUCGCGCGUGUCUCUCUUAUCCCUGCCACAUGACCUCGACCUGCAUCGACUUACCCAGCGCAACUUUCGUCUGUAUCUGCCGACCAAAUUACACCGGGCUGCUAUGCGACGUAGAGAUCAAGAAGCGAGAUUACGAGAUACCUUCCUUUGACGGCAAAAGCUACGUCAGGAUGAAGCGACUGAAAGCGUAUCACAAAUUCAGCAUCGAGGUUGAGUUCAAAACAUAUGCGGACAAUGGAAUCAUACUGUACAAUCAGCAGAAAAACGAUGGCACCGGCGACUUUGUCUCGCUGGCCAUUGUCGACGGGUAUGUGCAAUUCAGAUAUAACUUGGGAAACGGACCUGUAGUGCUCACGUCAUCGGAAAGGGUGACCAUGAAGACCUUCCAUAGAGUAGCGGCUAAAAGAUAUCACAAGGACGGAGUGUUGAUUUUUAACGACGGCGAAGACGUAGCCGGACAAAGUCAGGGAAUGCUGAAGUCUUUGGACCUGAAUCAAGACACCUUCAUCGGAAACAUGCCGACUAAUUACUCUAAGGUCUAUGACAACAUCGGCACCAACCAUGGCCUUCUCGGUUGCAUUCGCAAACUGAAAAUUAAUCGAAACAACAUAGAUCUCCAUGUGGGUCGUGACAAUAGCGACGUACUCGAGAGUUAUCGGGUGAAGGAAUGCGGCGACAAUGCGUGCGCCAAUCUGCCCUGUCAGAACGGCGCGACGUGUCAACCGAUCUUCGAGGAGGAUCUAUGCAACAGCCGGGAUUGCAGGAGAUUACAGAAGAGGGGUAAGAGCAGAAACAACAGAGGUGGUAAUGGCAAAAGUGUUGGGGUGAAUAUAGUCAGGUGCAGAGGUUCCCACUGCACGUCCAUCGACCAGAGAAGAACCAAGAAGAAUGCGAGGAAAAGUGAUUACGAUUCCGAGCUGCAAUAUGAGAAAAAUUACGAUCACGGAAAUUACGCGGUAGAGAAGUACGAACAGUCAGAUUACAAGUGCAUAUGCCCGCCGCAGUUCACCGGCAGAAAUUGCGAGGAAUCUUUGGAUCCGUGCAUUGGCGAGCCCUGUCAGAACGGUGCCACCUGCGACAUCUUGCCGCAGGGAGGAUACGUGUGCAAGUGUCCUCCCGGUAGGGCCGGCGAGCACUGCGAAAUCCUGGACGCUGACCUAACGGAAUUGCUAAUUCCCGAAAUGAACGGGAACGGAUAUUUGGAGCUGCCUUGUCUGGAGGGUGUCGCAAAAGCGUUCUCCAUUGAAUUAUGGUUUCUCACGCACGCGAACGACGGUCUCCUGCUUUACAAUGGCCAAUUGAAUAACGGCAGGGGCGACUUCAUUAGUCUGAAUCUGGUUCAUGGCAGGCUGGAGUUCAGAUUCAAUCUCGGUAGCGGUAUUGCGAACAUCACGUCGCCGGAUCCGGUCAGUCGGGAUAUGUGGCACUGCGUGAGGAUCAACAGACUCGGCAGAGAGGGUGCUCUUCAGCUCGAUGACGGAACCGUCGCCAGAGGAUUGUCUGGAAGUCCUCUCACGGAAUUGAAUCUGGAAAUGCCGCUUUACGUUGGUGGCGUCAAACACUGGCGAGAAGUUCAUCGCUUGUCCGGAGCCUGGACCGGAUUAGUAGGCGCCGUGCAGAGGCUAAUGGUAAAUGGCAAAACAUAUCAGAAUCUCGCCGUGAAUGUUACUCAACACAAUACGGAAAUUUACGACGGUCUACCAUGUCCCAGUAACGAGAACCCUUGCCACAACGGCGGGGUCUGCCUACCGCUCCUGAACAGUUACCUCUGCAAAUGCGCUAGUGGUUACAAUGGCUUACAUUGCGAAUUCUUUACGGGCUACGAUGUGUCCGGUACCGAGAUAUCGGAGCGGCCUGUACGCUUUGAGGGCGAUAACUUCCUGCAGUUCAAACAUCGCUUUGGAAGAAGUACUAACUCGACUAACACUACCCUCGGCGAGUACUUUGAGGAGUCCUAUUCCGACUACGAUUUGGAGGAGGACGUCGACUACGAGUACGACAGUUAUGAUUAUACGGAACGCAGAGGACAGCAAUCGAACAAGUUUGAGCUACGGCUAAGGACGGUACAUCCCGAAGGUCUUAUCGCGUGGGUGGGAAGAGGAAAGAUGGAGCACCUCUUUUUGUCUCUGCACGACGGUCACGUGGUACUCACUUAUAAGAGCAAGAUUGAUGAAGAGAUAUCCGUGAAGAGCAAGGAGAGAGUAGAUGAUGGAGUCUUCCAUCACAUCCGAGCGUCCCGACGACGAAAGGCAUGUACGAUCCAGAUCGACGAGAACGCGCCCGUCAAGGUCUCGAUGGAAACAACGUUAUUGACGACCAACGGUAAGAUCUUCGUCGGCGGCAAGCCCAGUCAUCGCGGCAUCAAGGGCUGCGUGACGGACUUCAUCGUCGACAAGCGACGGCUGCAGCUCGCCAGACGGAAGAUCGACUUCUGCCACGACAACGAUGUAUGAUAACGAACCCCGAAUCCGACGAUCGUCAACGCGACGUCGAUAUCAGAGAACCUCAUCGACCCGAUGAUGUCGCCGUCGUCGGCGACGACGACAAGUUGAUCACGCGAUACGAACGCGAAUCUGAAUCGCAUGCGGCGGACCAAGAUCGACGAUCGCCUAAAUAUCUACAACGACAAGUACGAUAACGUAUCCUGACGAUCGUCAACCUCACCCCACGCCGUUGGAGACUCGAAAGACGUCUCUGGUGUUCCCAAGUGAAUUAACAGACUAAACGCAAAGUGCAACGAAGUUCGCCGUCGAGACAAAGUGUGAAAGAAUCGUGUCCAACCCGACCGAGCGACGUGUUGAUUCCUGCCAAAGUUGUGCGAAGAGAUGGUCCUCGUUCACGCGAGUGGGUUCUUGGCGUCUCAUGGAAAGGCAAAGCUGUAUCCCCAUGGUAUCAUAUUCCCGAGAAGAACGAAGUUCUUAUACAACUACAGAUAAAACCAUCGGAAAUUCCACUCAGAGAAAAAAAAUUUGAUGUCGUGUUGCUUAUAAGAUGACUGUCGCAACAGGACCAGAAAUGUUUUUUUCUGUUUUUCCUGUCUUUCCUGAAAACUUUUAUUCUCAAAAGUCAUUAGUGGUAUUUUUGUGAGAACAAAAAUUAAACCCGAGAUAGGACCAGGACCUUCUUAGACAGCACCCAUGUCUCUCCGAAACAGUGAAGAUAAGAAAUUCAGGUUUGUAAUCGGUAAUAGUGUCGUUUGAAGCUUAAACGUCCGAAUGAGGCCGGAGCCAGAACGAGAACCAAAGUACUUUCACUUUAGAACGCAGGAUCGUCCGCUUGAGACGAUUACACUGCUGAAGUCAGAGAACCGUGACUCUAUCGCAUGUGAAAGGUGCGGGCACUAUUAAGAGUUCAUCGGCGUGUUAUAGAAACUUGGCGAAUACUGCUUUCUCAUAGAGCCAUCCAAUAAAUAAGUAAUAAGGGAUAAGGAGAAAAGUACUCAAAGAGAGAGUUGUAGUAGCAGCGUUUGACCGUUCGCUAUUCGCGGCCGACCACGUCGAGGUUUAAGUAUAAGAAGCUAGUCGCAGGGGUCGAUCGCCACGCGAUUAUUUCACGCGUUUAUAUUCAGAUACCAGAGCUCGUCGUCGAGAUCACCAUCGCGUUAACAGAUGAAAGAAGAGACGGAGGAGGGGGAGAAACUGGAGCAAAUUAAGUGCUACGUUUUCAUCGAAAGACAAUAAUAUAUUUUUAAGAUGAUGAGAUUAAUAUACAUAUUGAUACAUAUGUAUGUGUAUGUAUGAAUCUAUCUGUAUACGCAUGUGGCGAACGCGCGCGAGCGGCGUUUAGCGGAUUUUAGCGAAAGAGGAAGAAGAGCGGGGUCCGCUCAAAGCGGGCCCCGUUGUAGAAUCUGUACUUAUAAGUUGUACUGAUGCACACACUUAAACGUUUUACGAUGCCAAGACUGACUAAAAAGCGCACGCAGGCGGCGAGAAACGACGAGAUGACGACACGAAGUAGCGAAGGGGGAGGGAAAAAGAAAAACGAGGAAAGAAUUGAUAAAUCGGUGUUAUGUUUGAGUGUUCGGUAGAGAGAUUUAAAUGAAUUUAAAGUGGAUUUCCCCGGAAUAGAGGAAAUAUGUAUUUUAAAGGACUUGUUGAUUUAUCGCCAGUAUAGUAGACGAACUCACACGACACUGUUGUUUUUAGGUAGGGGAAGCUUUUUACAAAUGCGCAAGAGAAUAAAUAUAUUAUAUAUAAAUAUAUAUAUAUAUUAUACGUACCACUUAUAUACAAAGGAUUCUACAUUCCAUUCAAUGGACGUAAAUCGGGGUUCAAGGGAUUUACGUGGACAGACGCUGUUGACAAUGGCCAGCGUGAGCGCGAUCCGUGACCGUUCAAAUCUCUCGCGAAUCGUAGUUCUGAAAAUAUCACAUUUUUUGACAAACCGUUCUCUAUGUUGUAAGAAAUGAGCAAUUGUUAAAUUGCUAACUCUGGACACUCAUUUAUUUCUCUAAGACGUUGCGGCUUCAAUUCUCAUUAUAGAAUAUCAAAACAGCAUGCACUAAGAAAAAAAAGUUGUUAAUUAAAAUUUUCAAUUUGAUUAAAAUUUCUUCAAUUUAAGUAUGUAUGUAAUCAAGUUAAAUGUAUAAAGGCUUAAAUUAAAGUUCAAGUAUUUUAUGUAUUUGAGUUGAAUGCGUAAAUACUUGAACCGAAGAAAUUUAAUCAAGUUGAAAAAUUGAGUCAAUUUAACAACUUUUUUUUCUUAGUGUAUUAAUUAUAUAUCAUUUCAGUAGUUAUUACAAUAUAUUCUCGAAAAUAUUCGAUUCAAAUUAUUACAAUUUAUAUAUCCUAAAUUACGUAAUCAUAUUAGUUGAAUACAGCGAUUCAGUAAAUUAAGUUGAUGACAUAUCGAGUGUUAUAAUUCCAUCAAAUUUGAUUUCAAGUUUUCGUCGCUGCUUCAAUAUUAUUUUUAGGAAAUCCGAUUGGUCUUGUCACACUGAUUAUUAAUCGGAAUUUGAACGCGAAUGGAACGCCAAUUAACGCCUUGCUCGUCUGCGUGUACGGCGGAAUACAGUUCAAAAUUUUCCGUCAUAGCGGUAAUGAUCCCCGAUGAAGUUAACUCGCAUCCGAAAGCGCAUCGAGAAAGAGAGAGAGAAAAAGAGAGACGAGGCAAAGAGAAGAGUUUUACGCGAGUGAACUUGUAAAUAAUUCCACACGCGCUGCUAAAUAACGAAUUUAAAUAUUCGUUUUAGAGUGUACCAUACUAUAACCGGACCUAAGAAUCAUCGUAACGACCUAAUUAUCGUAACCAAUUCACGGAUUAGCCUUCGAACGAUGCUCGCGAUGCGCAUCAUUUAUUUUUUGCGUGACUCAAGAAAGCGCAUUAUAUGCACGCAUAUACAUAAAUAAAUAAAUAUAAAUAAAUAUAUAUAUAUACAUAUACAAUAUAUGGACAACCACACGCACGCAUGUCGAGCUAAUGAUGUGAACGUGUUCUUCCCUUCGAACGAAAUAGCUAAGCGCCUAAGUUAAUUGACGUGAAACUCGUUCUUACCUUGUAUGCAACCGUUGUUGAUAAUUUAGAGAGACCACCAAACGUUUCCAUCCCUGUCCCUUUCCGCGAACAAAAUGCUAAAGUGCGCCAUUAUAUGUAAACGAUAAAUAAAAUUGUUAAAAAAAAGCUGUAGCUAAAAUCUCGAAAGAAUAGCUUACAAAGAUAUUUUUAUCUCGUUCGAAAAAUUCGUGGGGGAGAUGGUGGAAACGCGAAGAGAGAGAGAGCUCUUCGUUUUUUCAGGGAAAAAUCGUCAAUUCUCAAUCUCGCGGUUCUCGCGGCAGUGACACGCGAACGGGCGGAGAAGGUGGUGGAAUAGGACAGGCUGGAAACGUUCGGCGGAUGUUUACGUGAUCACCGCCGGCGAUGCGCGAGCGGCGGAAACGCUUCCUUCCGGUCACGUAAACGUCGUCGAAAUAAGAUCAUGGCAGAGAGGCGCGAAAGGCCCCCUCGAGAUAUAUAUCACGUGGUAUGUAUGUACACUGGCACGUUCAACAACGCGCGUUUCUACCAAGCCCCUGAUAACGCGUGACGUUGAAAGACACCGUCGAAUUUCACUGUUUUCCUACCACCAAGAGAAACCGUAAUCCACUUUAGUUGCUGCGAGCGUCGUGACGUUAUUCGCUUGCCAACGUUGUGCUAAUCCCGCGGGAAAAAAAACGGGUUGAUUAGUACAAAUGUGCGUUUCGCGUGCAAAAAAAAAACGUAUAGCGAAUUUAUUCCAAUAUCGAACGCGAAAAUAAUUGUAUUAAUUAAUCAAGCGUAAGCUCGAGAACGCAGUAGAAGACUCAGCGUGUAGUCAGACACGAAAUGUAUCUACGGAAUUAAGCAUAACACGCUACGCAUUAAAAAAACUCUAAAAAAAACAAUAUAAAAAACAAUUUUAAAAAACGUAAAAAAAGCGAAAGAAACGUUUGUUGCAAAGAACCAAAAAAAAAAACGCUAAACUAGAAGUUGUUGGAAUAAAAUUGCACUGUUGGCAAUCGAACUUAAUGCAACUCGACUUAAGAAACGCUAUGUAAUAGUGAUCGCAAUAUAAUCCGCGAGUAUACUGGCGAAUGCCGCAAUAGUUACACAGAAGGAAACAACGAUUGCUCGCUUCCGUGAGGAGCGUCAAACGGGCGAUUGAUAAAACUACGCAACGUCCAACACAUUGAUCGCAACACAUAUCGAUCGUCGUUGUUAACAUCUCCGGAGACAAUGUACAGAAGGCUUGAUUCAAACUACGGGCUCAGUGACGCUUUGCAAUUGACUCAGUGUUAACAAACAGAUGCAUGUCCAACCUCAAUCAUGAAAAUUCAAUCUGGAAGACAUGAUGACUUAAACAUAUAAAAAGAGUAAAAAACGAAACACAUACUUUGGAUAGGUAAUUCGAUUUUUUUAUGUGUAAUAUACAUAAGAUUGAUAUCAUAAUGUAAGACUGCGUUUUUUAAUUUUAUAAGAUGAAUUUUAUAAUUUUUUCUUAAUUUUAUAAGACAAUUGCGUAAGUGAACUUAUGUUAAUCGAAUAGACAUAAUGAUAAAAUUUUGAAUUUAUAUGUAAAUUUUAUUAGAUAAUUAAUAUUCAUUAAAUAAGUAAAGCAAAGUCGUUAAUACCGACAUAGGUCUUCCAAAACAAUAUCUUAUUUUUCGGAAAUUAAACAUUGAAUUUUAUUAAUACUAAUAAAAAUACAAUCUUAGAUUAUUAAAGAAAUAAAAAUUCAUAAUUUCAAUUUUUUUAUAUAAAAUCUGAAAAAAAAACAAACUCUUUAAAACAAGAAUGAAAUUUACACAAUUUUUUUUUUUUUUUGAAAACUGCAUAUUUUGAACAACAGUGAAUGAUUGAUAAUAUUAUUUCAUUUUACACAUUUGUAGCGUUAUAAAAUUAUUGUAUUUAUUUUUCUUUUUCUUAUUUUUUUUAUAAUGCGAUUUUAAAAUUGGGAUGCCACGUAACCUGGCACACCUGUUAAUAAGACGGAUUAAAAUAAUAAAAAUUAUAUAGGAUAGAAUAAAAAGCACAACAGUAUGAAUCUAUUAAAUUAAUAAUCUAAUAUAAUCUUUAUAUAUUGUCGCGCUACUUGUUGCAUUUUGUGAAACAAAAUAUAAAAUAUUUGUAUAAAUCGACAAAAAACAUUUUACAUCGAAGUAAAAGGAUUCUAAGAAUCCUCAUGUAUAUUAAAUUUGUAAGUAUUUUAUACAGACGAUUCAUGUGAAAGAACAAGAAAAAGAAAAUGUAGCAUUAUCCCUUGCUAUAUUGGUUUUGGGAUUUAUUUUGUCAGACGCUCAUUGUUGCUUAUUUUAACUUGAUUAUCGUAAAAUUCAAAAUAUUAUGAAAACUGCUACAUUAUCUUAGACAAACUAGAAGACACUUUCUAGUUUAUAUACGAUCGUAUAUGUAUUCAAAGUUUUCAGUUCUUGAUUAAGAAACAUCUAAAAACAAAGUGGUAUGUCGGUAUCAGCGACCUUUCUGCAAUUAAUGCGUCUCUUAGUUUAAAAAUACGACAGAAUUAUAAUUGAGUAUAAAUAAUGUAGUAAUAAAGUACAUAUAUAAUAAUAUAUAGGAUUGUAUAAGUUAGCGUAAAAUUAUUUUCUUAUAGAUAUGUUAAGCGCGAAAGUAGCCUUACUUUUUCCGAGACACGUUUCAAUAUCUCAAUUCAAUUAAAUCCGUCCCUGAUAGUGUGAAUCAAGCCCCAUUCAUUUCAGCCCAUAUUGACAUCCGACAUUUAUCGCUAAAUGUGUAUCUAUUUGAAUGGUAAUAAGGCUGAUGGAAAGCCAUCUCUCUUCGUUAUAAAAUAAUAAACAAAAUAUUAAAACAUCCGUAUUUGGCGCUUAAAUGUGGAGGAUCAAUAUGCGGUCUAGAAAAUACGCUUACAUGAAAUUGCGGCGAACAUCCUCGGGUUUCUUCGACCCGCAUUCGAACAUUCUUUUUACGCAUACGUUGUAGUAUUUCAUGAAAAUUCUAAUUACUUCGUGAGGAGCCAGGAAUUGAUGUAAAACGCAAGGGAUAUAUUAAAGAAUACCUAAGAAUUGCCGCGCGGCUUUCCACAGUGUAAUUAAAAUCGUGAAAUACGACGCUCUUAUCGAUCAAUCGCGAUCGCUGUCCAAUUGAACCAUAUCCGCGAGCAACGCGAAUAUCAAUCGCGCGCAAUCUCCGUGCACAUAUCCCUCUCUUUUCGACACGCGAACUUUUGUCUUUUGGAAGGUUUUUUAUCCUCCCCUUUUAUCUUAUCGUCGAACAUAUCGAACUAUAUCUUCAAACGAGAACCGAGAGACUCAACGGAGAAAAAGGCAAUUGUUAAACAUCUUUAUCCCAUCGCAAUUUUUGCUCACAUUUAUAAUCGGAGACGAGGUAGAGGGGAAAAACUGAGAAGAAAGACUAUAAAUGCGCUUCUCGAGACUCGACUUGUACACUUGUUACGAAUUAUAUAUCUAGAAAUUUUUGAUAUUCUUAAAGAUACGUUUCUACUUUUUUACUUUUUUUCUCUUGGAUCUAUUUAGUUUUUCAAGUAGUAUAUAAAUUACAAAAAAAAUGUUGAAAUUAUAAUAAUGCGUGAUAAAUAUUUAUAGUGAAACUUUUUUAGCAAACUUAUUUAGUAAAACAAAAUUGCGCUUUGACCGAGUCGAAGGAAGACGCGGACGGGAAGAAAGGAGACACAUGUUGUUGGCUUCCGUUGCAAUAUACGACUAACGCUACUGCCAGUAUAGAGAUAGAGACCCUACGAUCGAUGUUUUUUCUCGGAAGGCGUGUACAUUUUUUGAUGAUCGAAAUAUAUUCGCGCAUCAUCGAGUGUUAUAUCGAACUUAUUGCCUUCGAAAGUGCGAAAGAAUCCGCCUCCUAUUCUCACUGCUUGUUCAGCAUUAGAGAUGACAAUUAGCCAGUACGACGAAAUCUAAAUGUUCACGAUUCACGAGCUUUAUCGAGCUCGACAGGAGAAUUCAUGGCGAAAUUCAGUCAGAGGCUCUGAAUGUACAAUGAGAAUACGAGGCUUUGGUCUGUCCUGCAACACGUUGAAGAAGCUUUAUCGAAAGCUUCCACUUGGACGGACAUAAAAUAUCCCAUUUUAGCGUCGUCGCACAUCUUUUCCGCGCGAGAGAUAUACGCGGCAGGACGCCCUUCUUAAUUAAUUAAUUUUUCUUUUUUACUUUGAUAUCGUCUUUACUAAGAUCACCUGGCGUUCGCUGACCUAAAGUAAUCGAGCUACACUGUGUAACAAAGUGCGCGUUGUAAAGUGACUGUAUAUACAAAUAUAAAUUAUGCGAUUA